Salvelinus namaycush (lake trout) is the source of this 1463-nucleotide messenger RNA. RefSeq names its product B-cell CLL/lymphoma 6 member B protein-like. Gene Ontology annotation, cellular component: nucleus. The transcript is spliced from 3 exons. Lineage: Eukaryota; Metazoa; Chordata; Actinopteri; Salmoniformes; Salmonidae. Bases 43 to 1068 code for a protein of 341 amino acids. The record is from RefSeq and is a predicted model, not a curated record.
GAGCAGCACAGGACCACACACAGUCUCACUGAAUCAGUAGACAUGGAGGAUGGGAAGCCUGACCUGCUGCUGGUCAAAGAGGAGACGAUAGAAGACGGACCAGAGAGCAUUGAUCUGCUGAGUGGACUAAAGAUGGGGGAGCAAGGUGGUUGGCUCGAGGCUAACAGAGCAGACUGGGCGGCCAUCUUGGAUUCCCAGACCCAGGCGUGUGCAGCUAAGAGCCCAGGGGACAACAUCACUGAGCAGGCCAGUACCAGAGGGGACAUAGUGGAGGUCAGUGGAUGGGACAGCAUCCUCAAUUCUGGGCUUGGGAACAACACUGUUAACCACAACCAGAAACAGACAGUUGAACACAAAACAACAACUGAAUUUAGUCUCCAUGACAACAGACUGGCUGACACCAGGGCGAGGCGUAGAUUUGGUCUGCGGGGACGAGGAGGUGUCCGUAUUUGUCUGGAGAGAACAGACACAGACUUGACUAGCAUUGAUCCGUCCUGCUCCUAUAGUUGUGAUUCAGAGAGACUGAUGGUCCCUCUAACAGGUGCUGCAUUCAGCCUGCCUUCUAUAGGAUCUAUCAACUGGAACAUGAACCCUGCAACAGCACAGACACUCCCUGGCCUUCAUCCUCCUCAUACUCUCCUCCUGUUAAACCAGACCUCAGACAAUGCCAGUGCCUCAACACUAAAUGGCUACACAAGCCCAUUGACAAAUUACAUUAGUAGUAAUGCUAUCAGCAAAUACGGAGGCAAAGAGAAGCGCUUCCUGUGUUCAUUCUGUGGGAAAGCCUUCAGUUUCCCCAAACAGGUGAAGAUCCACCAGAGGAUGCAUACUGGGGAGAAACCGUUUGUCUGCCCCCUAUGCCGGGCCAGUUUCUCCCACCCGUCCAACCUGAAGAGGCAUCAGAGGGUCCACACGGGUGAGAAACCCUACAGCUGCCCCCAGUGUGAGAAGAGGUUCUCCCACCAGCACCAUCUGAAGAUGCACCUGAAGAUCCACACAGGAGAGAGGCCGUUCACCUGUACGCUACCUCAGGAUGCACCAGCAGAAAAUGCACACAGCCAUGUAUAGAUUGUAGUGAUAUGUAGUGUAGUACAAGUUAGUAUGUAGUGUAGUACAAGUUAGUUUGUAGUUAAUUCUGUUGGUUUUAGAUGUAUAGAGAACUGGAUGAGGAUAACUGAGGAAAGAAAGAGUAUGAUGAGGCAGAGUAGAUGAUAUGGUGAUGGUUGGUGUGAUCGUGUCUGUAAAAAUGCUUCACUGAUAAAUUGAUAACCUUGUCUUUUGGUUUGAUGCUGGUGUUUUAUAAUGAGGAAAUUAUAGUGCCUUAAUUCAUGUUUACUUUACUACUUUAUGUAAAGAUAUGUGUAUUGUAAUGUUGAACCUUUUCCAAAGCGAGGGCACCAGAUUUACAGAAAAGUUAUUUUACUUGUCAUGUAUCGUUUGUGCAAUAAAAGUACUGAACUUCA